Uloborus diversus is the source of this 1261-nucleotide messenger RNA. Its product is annotated as TWiK family of potassium channels protein 9-like. Gene Ontology annotation, biological process: stabilization of membrane potential; potassium ion transmembrane transport. Gene Ontology annotation, cellular component: membrane. Lineage: Eukaryota; Metazoa; Arthropoda; Arachnida; Araneae; Uloboridae. The record is from RefSeq and is a predicted model, not a curated record. Gene Ontology annotation, molecular function: potassium ion leak channel activity. The transcript has 3 exons. The coding region runs from base 1 to 1107 and encodes 368 amino acids.
AUGGCACCAUCAUCUAUUGUGUUGUCUUUGUAUUGUCCUGGAACAAAAAAUUGGAUCAUUAGAGGAUAUGGAAAUAUAUCUCCAUGUAACAAUGCGGGAAGAGCAGUAACAUCAGUUUAUGCGGCAUUUGGGGUUCCACUCAUGUUCUUAGUCUUAGCAGAUUUGGGUAAACUAUUCACCAAAAUUAUGAAAUUUAUUUUUCGUUACUACCGAAGAUAUUACAAAACUGGGACCUGUAGAGAACACUCUUCUGCAAUUACUGAAAACAAGCCUUUACAAUAUAUGACAGUAUCUUGGAGAACUGUAAGGCAAGAUAAAGCUUCAAAUACGACUAAGAGUGGAAACAAUCUUCAAAAUGACGUAAUGGAAAACCAAGUAACAACUUUAACAAUUCACAACGAUGAUUUGUACAAAAAUCUUGACUUUAUGAAUCCAGAUGAAAAAAAUCAUAAGCAUGUAGAAGUUGAAGAUGAUUUCAAUCUUCCUAUCACUUUAGCGAUUGCUCUGGAUGUAGUAUAUAUGAUUAUCGGUGGUUUUCUUCUGUCCUAUUACGAGGACUGGACGUACUUUGAAGCUUUCUACUUUAUUUUUAUAUCGAUGACAACAAUAGGACUUGGAGAUUAUGCUCCAGAAACACAGAAAUAUUUGAUGGGAACUUUCAUUUACCUAGUAUUCGGGCUUAUGCUUACUUCAAUGUGCAUUAAUGUAAUUCAAGAAAAAAUUACAGCUACGUUUCAGAAAGGAAAAGUGAGGAUCGGAGAUAACACAGUGCUGAAUGUCAGUUCCUUGCUUCAAGAUGAAGAUCACAGAUCAAGAGCUCAAAAAUUGGAUCCUCAAGUGUAUAACAACUGUUAUGCAUUCAAACUGACGAUGCACAAAAACAGUAUGUGCAGUCUAACAUCCAAUUCCAUUACUCAAAACUAUGCUAAAAAGUCUCGCGGAAGCGUAAGCAGAAAUAUCUCAGAUUUUGGACUCAAAAGCGAUUCCAAUAAAGAGAUGUUUUUAAAAGUACCUCAAAACAGGUUUACUUUUUAUGAUUCACCUUAUAAUACCGUACAAGAUGACAACGAAUGUACGAUAACAUCACUACGAAAAUAUAGAUUGUAACCAGUGACCAAGGCACAAUAAAAUAUUAUGAAGAAAUAGAAAUAUUUUUAUUGGUGAAAACACUCAACAAGUAUCUUCCUCUGUUGGAAAGUUUCUUCCUGGAAAAUAAGGUGAUUCAAUAACUUUAAAAAUGUUUAAUUUAUUAAAACUUCAA